Messenger RNA from Symbiodinium sp. CCMP2592, 432 nucleotides. Lineage: Eukaryota; Dinophyceae; Suessiales; Symbiodiniaceae. The record is from the annotation of a GenBank genome assembly.
AUGUUCUACUGCCCCUUCUGCUGCACUCCUCUCGGGGUUCCCGAAGGCGUCACCGUUCCGCGCGCCAGGCUGCCAUUCGCGCGGUGUGACAUCAUCUUCGACGAUGCGCCCAAAAAGGCUACCAGCAUUCACGCCAAAGUACUUGCACCAGAACAGGUCCGCCUCAUCGACCUCUUCACCACAGAGGCUAACACUAAUCGCACCCUGAGCCGACCCGGCGGCGGCUCUGCCACCAAGGCGCUAACUAGGAGUGCCCUCCAAUGCCGUGAUCAGGGAGAUCCCCGAGUACGACCCUCACAUCACACUGGUGCUCUUCCCAGCGCGGUGCCCAAAGCUCUGCGACCCUACUCUGUGCAGUCUUGCGUCGGAUCGGGCAUGGCGCCUUCAGGACGACAGCAGUGCAACCUUCGAGGAGGCCAGCGAUUAGAGUGA